AUGGUUCCCUCCACCGAAAUCCUGGAGCAGCAGCCAACUACCAGCCGCUUCUCCGCAGAUGUGGAGGCGGCGAAGCACAAGUUCGAGCGCUGCGAAAGCUCCGCCAGCACGGAGGCCGCCGCAGAGAGGUUCCCGCGCUUCAGCUCCGACAGCUCCAACGAAGAGCGCGAGGUUGAGGUGUCGCCAGCAGAACGACUGAGGCUCGAACGCGAGGAGCAUGAUGAUGAAAAGGCUGAGCGCUUCCGUGAAGUACGCGCCACGCCUGUCAUUGCCCUGCUGCUCCUGCUCCUUUUCGUUUGCUGGGCCAAUCCCAUGGUGUUGCUGUGGGUGGCUUCCCUU
Symbiodinium necroappetens is the source of this 339-nucleotide messenger RNA. The record is from the annotation of a GenBank genome assembly. Lineage: Eukaryota; Dinophyceae; Suessiales; Symbiodiniaceae.